UUUUAUAUGUAGUUUUGUAUCUGUCAAAUAAAUUCUAAAAAACGGUUAUAAAUUUGCAAUAGUAGAUGUAAUUUCUUAUGGUGAUAAAGCAGGAAAUAUGAGGAAAUAGAUGCUUUAUCCUCUUGAAUUUCCCAUUCAAACCUCUCGUGUUUGUUGUACGUCAGGAACUCAUUUUCAAUGAAUGGGGAUGAACGCCGUGACCAUCAAAGAGUGUACAGAACGUGGACAGCGGCAUCCUGAGUAGCUGUUCCACCGGGGCAGAAAACAACACGUGGGUGUUGUAAAGGAUGUAGUGGAGGAUGUGUAGUUUGUGCGCCUUCUCUUGUGUGUUGCUUGGUGUGUACUGAAAGGAAUCUCCACUUCACAUCUCUUCACAGUGACUGGCCACAAUGAGUGCAGGGAGGGGAGUGGUUUAACCUCACUGUUAGCAAGUUUAAACCACUUUAGCAAGUGGCUGGGGCGCUGAUGAAAGGCAAGCACAUGCUGUCUGGCACCACUAACUAAAGGGACAAGCUACCAUAAAUUCCUGAUGGUGUUCUCUCCACCUACUAAUGAGAAAUAUUAAAAGGAAGCUGCAGAAUCUCAGCGGAGUUAUUUACACUUGGAUGCUGUUGGGAACCAACAUCUAACCCUUAAGAGAAGACUUAAAAAAAACCAGACCUUAGAAAAUCAAUUUCUAUCAUCUUUAGAGUAAAAAGAAAAACUCUGAAGAUGCUGAAUGUGGAUUUACUCAUUUUAAGCUUCUGCCUUGGUCUGGGAACACGACACAGUGCUGUUGGACAGAGACAAUAUCAGAUCCAGAAUGGCCCGUGCAGCUACACAUUUCUGCUGCCAGAGCAAGAGAACUGCCAAAACCAGAACAACUACUACUAUCCAGAUCAGAGGGAUGGACCCACAGACAACGAGUCGAUUCAGAGGCUGGAGCAACUUGAGAUAAACAUGGAGAACAACACACAGUGGCUGCUAAAGUUGGAGAACUACAUCCAGGACAGCAUGAAGCAGGAGAUUAUCCAGUUCCAACAGGCUGCUGUUCAGAACCACACAGCUACAAUGAUUGAAAUUGGGACGAACCUGCUGAGUCAAACCGCUGAGCAAACAAGAAAGCUCACCAACGUGGAGGCGCAGGUAAUUCAUCAUUCAACACGACUUGAGCGUAAACUUCUAGAAAACUCCUUGUCAACCAACAAGUUAGAAAAACAACUCAUUGUCCAAACAAAUGAGAUCAAUAAGCUGAAUGAUAAAAACAGUCUUAUGGAGAAAAAAGUGCAGCAGAUGGAGGAGCAGAGGCAAGAGGAGCUGAAAACACUUCAAGAAGAGAAGGAGCAGCUCCAGUCUUUAAUACUGAGGCAGACAGCGAUCAUCGGAGAACUGGAGCAGCAGCUGCUGAAAGUCUCCUCCAACAACUCAGUUUUACACCAUCAACAGCAGGAGCUGCUGGACACCGUGAACGACCUCAUAUACACACUGUCUGCUGGCUCUGCUCAAGAGACCAAACCUGUUAUGAUGCAGGACACUCCAACUACAUUUAAUGACUGCGCCGCUGUCUACAAGGCAGGAAACACCCAGAGUGGAGUCUACACUCUCACAGUACCCAACACUACCACAGAAGUUAAGGCUUUCUGUGACAUGGAGACAGAAGGGGGUGGCUGGACCGUAGUCCAAAAACGCUUUGAGGGCCGUGUUGACUUUCAUCGUACGUGGCAGGAGUACAAAAAGGGGUUUGGAGAACCUUCAGGUGAAUUCUGGCUGGGAAAUGAGUUUGUCUCCAUACUGACUAAUCAAAAGACGUACAAACUAAGGAUCCAGCUGAGCGACUGGGAAGGAAACUCUGCAUACUCACAAUAUGAUCAGUUCUCCCUUGAUAAUGAAGCACAAAAUUACAAGAUACACCUUAAAGGCUACAGUGGAACGGCAGGCAAAAUAAGCAGCAUUGGGCAGCCAGGAAGUAGUUUCAGUACAAAGGAUGCAGACAAUGACAAAUGUGUUUGCAAAUGCUCACAACUGACAACAGGAGGCUGGUGGUUUGAUGCCUGUGGUCCAUCCAACCUGAAUGGGAUUUACUAUCAAAAUGGACAAAACUCCAAUCGCUUCAAUGGAAUCAAAUGGUACUACUGGAAAGGCUCGGGCUACUCACUGAAGUCGACUGCAAUGAUGAUCAGAUCGACAGAUUUCUCAGGCUCACUUUGACACAACUCUUUGAUUAAACUAAGAGAAAAGUAAAUUCCGCUUAACAAGCACAAUUACCAAAAAACAAAACUUCUUGGUGGAGCCAAAGCAGCCUCAUGCAUUUUUUUUAUACAGCUGUUUGUAUUUAUGUAUUUAAUUAUUUGAAACAAAAAGGCAUAGAGACACUUUAGGCACAGUGAUGUAAUUCUGUUAACCUAACAGAUUAUAAAAGGUAAAAUUUAAUAACUUAAUGUCCAAUCAUCCAUUUUCUAUAUCUGCUUUUCUCUAAAAUAUUUGAAGCACAUAACAAAUAGCAGUUGAUGUUAUUUUAUAGAUAGAUGAUGGUACAAGAUAAUGAACUGGUAGCCAUAAAUAAAUAUGGGUGAGAGUUUGUUUGACAAAUGUUUUAAGUGUAAAUGCCACAAAAAUGUUUCAUUUAAGGACCUUUGUUUCAUUCUUUAGAAUGGAUGUAAAUUUGUUUAAGUUAAAAAGGAUAUCUGUGCAAUUCUGAGCUACUUAAAGUCAAUUCUGAGGAUUUAUAUUAACAUAUUCUUUCACGUUUUUGUUUCUGGUUAUAGAUUGUUAGGCUUGAAUGAUUUAGGAGUGUUUCUGUUUCUGAAGCUGAAUAUCAUCAACCGCAAGGCAAAGCGCUCACAGUACAUAAUUUAUAGUCUUAAUUCUCAACAUUUUAGACACUUCAUUAGCAUUUUCUUCUACUGUAAACAAUAAACUUUCAUGUGCUCAA
Messenger RNA from Austrofundulus limnaeus, 2911 nucleotides. It is a transcript of the gene angpt2a, whose product is annotated as angiopoietin 2a. The record is from RefSeq and is a predicted model, not a curated record. The coding region runs from base 712 to 2187 and encodes 491 amino acids. Gene Ontology annotation, molecular function: receptor tyrosine kinase binding. Gene Ontology annotation, biological process: Tie signaling pathway. The transcript is spliced from 9 exons. NCBI's taxonomy places the organism in Eukaryota, Metazoa, Chordata, Actinopteri, Cyprinodontiformes, Rivulidae.